Leishmania major strain Friedlin is the source of this 1599-nucleotide messenger RNA. RefSeq lists its product as hypothetical. The transcript has a single exon. Bases 1 to 1599 code for a protein of 532 amino acids. The record is from RefSeq and is a predicted model, not a curated record. Lineage: Eukaryota; Euglenozoa; Kinetoplastea; Trypanosomatida; Trypanosomatidae.
AUGGAUCCGACAAACAUCAUGUGCGACUUCUUCCACGGUGAUGCCGCCUCGCCACGCUAUCAAAGCAGCGCGAAGUCAACCUUCAUGCCUCUCUUGCAGACGUGGGUGAUGCCAGAGCGGCUUGAAAACAGCACCGCCACCUUUCUCGACGCCCUUCUGUACACCGACGACAGCGGCACAGCUGUGGCGCAGAUGUGGCUGCAAAUCGACCCAGACGAUUCUCAUGGGCUGGGCGGCGCACAGUUGCUCUCUUUUCUCGUAGCAGCGUGUCGGGCACCGCUGGCUUGUCCCAGCCAAGCCGAUGUCCCCAUUAUCAGCGGCGCGGCUGUGCUCGCUGAUGACGCGACAUCCGCCGUUCGUCAGUUUCACCUCGUGUACCCGUGCGUCAGCGGUACCAAUGCAUUGCUCCGUGAGGUAGUGCACAGCUGGGACGGGGCACGGCUCUCUGUGACCCGCAAGCGAGCACUCCUCCGUGUGACGGGCGCCACUGCUCCGUACACAGCGACUGCGGUGGUGAACGACGCUGCUACCGCAGGCGUGUUUAUACUGGAGUCGGGCGCAUACCACCGAGCUGAUGCCUUCCAUGUUCGAACCGACGCGGCUGCGCGUCAAGGGCUGGUUCCACCUGUCACUGUGCUGCAGAUGCGGGCGCCGCUCCCGCAGAGAGAGACGUACCGGAGUCUGCAGCACGGAUGCCUUACCGAGUCACUGGUAGGCUUCGUCGUGCACGAGACGCACCGACAGCGCUCUAUCUUCUCUCUUGCCGCCGUUCCCUCCGCCGGUGCGCAAGCGCUGUAUGGGGCGAUGGACACGGUGCUGGAGAUGAGCACUGCCGCCCUCCACGAUGCCGAUGCAGCGCUUGUCCCUUGCUGCGGUCUUGCUCAGCGUCUAGUGUACACCGACUGCGCCUUGACGCGCACCCUACUCCACGCCUCCCCUCUUCUGGAGGUCACACAGGUGGUGCUUAGAGCACAUGUGGAGGGGGCACUUUCUCGACCGACGUCUCUCUCGUCCUUGAGCAACGUGACAUGGCAGUUGUGCGGCUCGCAGCGCUACGAGGCCACCGUGAUUCGGCUGCAGCGGCCUCUAGAGGAGCGACUGAGUUGGGUCGUGGAGCCACUCCGCGCCGUCUCGUCGGACCUGCGGUGCGUAGAUAGCACCUUGAACCGUGCAGGGGCUAAAGCAACGGCGGCGCGGAGGAGUUCUGAUGCUGAUCCAAGAAGUCAGAUGCGGUGUGUCACGUGUGUCGCUGAGACGCACUUUUCGUCUUUCUCGCUCCACGGAGGCCGCUUCACUGGUGGCGUUAGUCGUCGCUGCUCUCUCACGCUCUCCGCUGACGCUGUUUGCUCUGUGUACCCGCACCAUCCGCGAAGGACGGGGGGAGCGCACGAAUCACGCAGCUGCCGCAGAACAUCCGCGGCGUGGUGGCAGCCACCCCCGCUGUGGCUGUCCCGUACUGCGUGCUUCAUCACGCAUUGCAGCCUUUUCGAGCUCUCUGCGCUGUACUGCCUCGUCCUCGUGGUCUGCUGUUUCGUUCUCCUGCGGCGGAGGGGCAGAGGGCGAGACGGUCUCGCUCGCAGGGAUUGCAUCGCCUGGUGA